CAGAAAAAGAAAAGGGUCGGCAACUAAAACACAAGGAAUAUUUCUCAACUGGUACAGCUAGCUGCCUGUGUAAGGAAGAUGAAGCCAGUUCCAAUGCUCAAAACCCUUUUCAUUUUUUCUCAAAUUUAGCUACUCAGCUUUCAAGUGAGAACUUUGGCCUUGUGGGUUGUGUGAUUUAGUUGCUGUGAACACAGAAAUCCCACUAAUGUUCGAUAUCUUCCGCAUUUACUACUCACUGUGCUAAAUUGGUAGAGUUCAUACGUGUUUUAGACAUUAACGAUGUUGAAGCAAUCGCCGAGUAGGAACCAGAGGUCAAAAGGCUUCAAGGUGAAGCAUGCCGUACAGAUAUCUCUGUUGCUUGCCAUCUGCAUCUGGUUGCUUUACCAACUCAAGCACUCCCAUGACAAGAAAGCGUAUGAAGAGAGCUCUGGAACGAUAUCAGGAAAGAUGCAGAAGGGGGAUGCAAUAAUAAAACUUGGGAGGCGCGACCUAUAUCCCCCGAGUGGAUGAAACUUCCUUGGAUAAUGGAAGGCACAAGGAAAAAGAAGAUUCUGAAGAAGAGAUGGACGAGAGUAAAUCGGAUGAAAUAGACGGGCAUGAUUUGGAGAGAGCCGAGGAAGAGUCUGAGGCGGUCGAGGAUUUAAUUGAUGAAGAAGAUACGGAGAGGGAAGAGGAGAGUGAGGAACAAGAAAGUGAUGAAGAGAUUCUCAAAUUGUUAGAUGAUCAAUCCCGGAGCGAAGAUACAAGGAACACUGAAGAGAUGAGAGAGGAACAUUACAAGGCUGAUGAUGCGUCCGGUGCUGUGAAGCAGAACAUCCAAACUUUAAGCACUGAAAUUGAAAUUGGAAGCUUGCGAAAAGUGAAGGAAGAAGAGGUAGAAAAUGCGGAAAAGAUUGAAGUCGAGAGAGAGAUUAAAACCAAUGGUAUCCUCGGCUUUAUAGUUGGCGGGGCAGCUAAAAAUGCUGUGCAGAGUGAAGAAAGUGGUAAAACAUAUUCAUCAAUCAAAACAGUUGAAGAACUAAAACUGAGUAAUGAUUCUCUUAAUGGAACAGAGAUGUUACCAAAGUUAUAUCGCGAUGCAAGUCGAGCUUCUGGCCAAGGGCACUUGUACCUGGAAGCUUUUCUAAGCCCCAAAUCCAAGGAUCUGCAGUCAGGUUCCAAUACGACUCUCUCUUUAACCGAUGAUUUAGAUGCAACCAAGCGAGAAGUGGCAGCAACUGGUUCCGAAACUGAAAGUGUUGUAUCGGAAGCAACUGCCAAGCUCGCGAAAAGCUCUAAUCCUAGAAGUACCAGUAAGAAAGAUGAUGAAGUUGGCAAUGUGCAGUCUAAUGCAUACGGUAGGGUGGAGAGAUCAGUGGGAAGCUUAAUGGCACUGGAAACCAAUGAAAAUGUUGGUGCUGUACGAAUGAAGUUAAUGAAUCCCAUUCCUCGAAUACUGGAAACUUUAGCGGAGAUCGUCAGACCUGGAGCAAACAACAUUGAAGGUGCAGCUGAGUGAUGGUUUGUGGCGAACAAGGUCAGGUUUUCCGCUCGGGUGUUCCUUUUCCAUAGCAUACAUGCCGGUAAGGUAGAUGAGCAACUGUACAUACGAUCUUUCAUCGAUGCGUAGAUGAUAUGAAGAUAUAAGUUAAUCAGGACUCAUGGCAAUAAGUUUAAGCAGAUUAGAACCAAGAACAAGUGAAAUGUAUCCACUGAAUGAUGGAAAGUGAAUGUUAUUAUAUGACCUUACAGAAAUUAGACUUUGUAUCUUUAAGUUAGUAGGAAUUCGACACUCUGAUUACUGCUUUUAUAUUUGAGAGCCUUUUGGUUGUUGGA
Messenger RNA from Malus domestica (apple), 1815 nucleotides. RefSeq lists its product as uncharacterized. NCBI's taxonomy places the organism in Eukaryota, Viridiplantae, Streptophyta, Magnoliopsida, Rosales, Rosaceae. The record is from RefSeq and is a predicted model, not a curated record.